Solanum stenotomum is the source of this 831-nucleotide messenger RNA. RefSeq names its product tubulin alpha chain-like. Gene Ontology annotation, molecular function: structural constituent of cytoskeleton; GTP binding. Gene Ontology annotation, cellular component: microtubule; cytoplasm. Bases 142 to 831 code for a protein of 229 amino acids. The record is from RefSeq and is a predicted model, not a curated record. Lineage: Eukaryota; Viridiplantae; Streptophyta; Magnoliopsida; Solanales; Solanaceae. Gene Ontology annotation, biological process: mitotic cell cycle; microtubule cytoskeleton organization. The transcript is spliced from 3 exons.
UCACAAUCUCACAAUUCGAAAUUUCGAAACUCUCAAUUCUCCUUUUUGUCUUUAGAAACGGCGUCUUGAUAAACGCCGUCCUUCUCUUCUUCUCCUUCAUUUGAAUUUUAGGGUUUCCAUUUUUUCAUUUCUAUACCGAAAAUGAGAGAGUGCAUUUCAAUCCACAUUGGUCAGGCCGGUAUUCAGGUCGGAAAUGCUUGCUGGGAACUUUACUGCCUCGAGCACGGCAUUCAGCCUGAUGGCCAAAUGCCAGGUGACAAAACUGUUGGAGGGGGUGAUGAUGCAUUCAACACCUUCUUCAGUGAAACUGGAGCUGGAAAGCAUGUGCCUAGAGCUGUCUUUGUAGAUCUUGAGCCCACUGUCAUUGAUGAAGUGAGGACAGGAACUUACCGUCAGCUCUUUCACCCUGAACAGCUCAUAAGUGGCAAAGAAGAUGCAGCCAACAACUUUGCUCGUGGCCACUAUACCAUUGGGAAAGAGAUAGUUGAUCUCUGCUUGGAUCGCAUCCGAAAGCUUGCAGACAACUGUACUGGUCUUCAAGGGUUCCUGGUCUUUAAUGCUGUUGGUGGUGGUACCGGUUCAGGUCUUGGGUCACUUCUGCUGGAGCGUCUAUCAGUUGACUAUGGAAAGAAAUCCAAACUUGGUUUCACAAUUUAUCCCUCACCACAGGUCUCAACUUCUGUUGUUGAGCCUUACAACAGUGUCCUGUCAACUCAUUCUCUACUUGAGCACACUGAUGUGUCAAUCCUUUUGGAUAAUGAAGCCAUUUAUGACAUUUGCAGGCGCUCAUUGGACANAAAAAAAAUUCUAGCAGUUUUUAAUUUAAGAUAG